Messenger RNA from Fukomys damarensis (Damara mole-rat), 2828 nucleotides. RefSeq names its product leucine rich repeat transmembrane neuronal 4 (gene Lrrtm4). The record is from RefSeq and is a predicted model, not a curated record. The transcript has 3 exons. Gene Ontology annotation, cellular component: plasma membrane. NCBI's taxonomy places the organism in Eukaryota, Metazoa, Chordata, Mammalia, Rodentia, Bathyergidae. Bases 690 to 2459 code for a protein of 589 amino acids. Gene Ontology annotation, molecular function: protein binding.
UCUCCAGCGGAGGGCACUCAGUGUAUCACAAACUCAAGCAUUAGCACCAACAAGCUCUGAGCCUCAUCAGUCUCUGGAAAGCCUUCUGAAUUAGACAAGGGCUGCCUCUCAGCACAGCUACAAAACACUUUAAACCUGACCAGCUAAAUGGAUAAACCUAGCCUGCAUAGCUUUUAAACUGGGGUCUCAUACAGCACAGGAGGCCUACUUUCUUCAAGAACUGAAAAGCCAGAGGAUGAAUUGCUUUAUCUGGGAAUGGCAAAAGCCAGCAAAAUAAGGAAUGCCAGGUAUUCUGAAGAUUUUCUUUUUUUGCCUCUCUUUUUACAGAGAAGUUGGUUAUCUCCGAGAUGGGCUGUAGCUCUUUGCACAGACUGAAAAUUGCUGCUGAUGGGUCUCUGAUGAAUUAUACAAUGGUCUUCAGAGCCUAGAGACCCCCGCCCCCCAGACAGCUUCCUCUUCCCUGUCCCUUCCUCCCACCCCGUGCUGAUUUUUUUUUUUUAAUAUAUGUGUGCAUAUAUUUUUGCUUGUCCUCUCCGGGGAAGUUUGUACGGGGCUACUAGCUCCCAUGCGGGAUCAGAAUGGUGUGAAUGACAGCCGCACUGUGUCAUGAAGGUGGUGGUGGUUUCAGCACAGGAGACCAAAUAAGAAGAAAGCUGAGAGAGGGGGGAGACCUUUUUGGAUGACAAAGGAUGGGUUUCCACUUAAUCACGCAGCUGAAAGGCAUGAGUGUGGUUCUGGUGCUACUUCCUACACUGCUGCUUGUUAUGCUCACAGGGGCUCAGAGAGCUUGCCCGAAGAACUGCAGAUGCGAUGGCAAAAUUGUGUACUGUGAAUCUCACGCUUUUGCAGAUAUUCCUGAGAACAUUUCUGGUGGGUCACAAGGCUUAUCAUUAAGGUUCAACAGCAUUCAGAAGCUCAAAUCCAAUCAGUUUGCUGGCCUUAACCAGCUUAUAUGGCUUUAUCUUGACCAUAAUUACAUUAGCUCAGUGGAUGAAGAUGCAUUUCACGGGAUCCGUAGACUGAAAGAAUUAAUUCUGAGCUCCAACAAAAUUACCUAUCUGCACAAUAAAACAUUUCACCCAGUUCCCAAUCUCCGCAAUCUGGAUCUGUCCUACAAUAAACUUCAGACAUUGCAAUCUGAACAAUUUAAAGGACUUCGGAAACUCAUAAUUUUGCACUUGAGGUCUAACUCACUGAAGACUGUUCCCAUAAGAGUAUUUCAAGACUGUCGCAAUCUUGACUUUUUGGAUUUGGGUUACAAUCGUCUCCGGAGCUUAUCUCGAAAUGCUUUUGCUGGCCUCUUGAAAUUAAAGGAGCUCCACCUGGAGCACAACCAGUUUUCCAAGAUCAACUUUGCUCAUUUUCCGCGUCUCUUCAACCUCCGUUCAAUUUACCUACAAUGGAACAGGAUUCGCUCCAUUAGCCAAGGCUUGACAUGGACUUGGAGUUCCUUACACAACUUGGAUUUAUCGGGGAAUGACAUCCAAGGAAUUGAGCCGGGCACAUUUAAAUGCCUCCCCAAUUUGCAAAAACUGAAUUUGGAUUCCAACAAGCUCACCAACAUCUCACAGGAAACUGUCAGUACAUGGAUAUCACUAAUAUCCAUUACCUUGUCCGGAAAUAUGUGGGAAUGCAGCCGGAGCAUUUGUCCUCUGUUUCACUGGCUGAAAAAUUUCAAAGGAAAUAAGGAGAGCACCAUGAUAUGUGCAGGACCUAAGCAUAUCCAGGGUGAAAAGGUUAGUGACGCAGUGGAAACAUACAACAUCUGUUCUGAAGUCCAAGUGGUCAAUACGGAAAGAUCACACCUGGUGCCCCAAACGCCUCAGAAGCCACUGAUUAUCCCUAAACCUACCAUCUUCAAACCUGAUGCCUCUCACUUCACUCUUGAGACACCAAGCCCUUCCCCAGGGUUUCAGAUUCCUGGCACAGACCAAGAGUAUGAGCAUGUUUCGUUUCACAAAAUCAUUGCUGGGAGUGUGGCUCUGUUUCUCUCAGUGGCCAUGAUCCUCUUGGUGAUCUAUGUGUCUUGGAAACGCUAUCCAGCUAGCAUGAAGCAACUCCAGCAGCACUCUCUUAUGAAGAGGAGGCGGAAAAAGGCCAGAGAGUCUGAAAGACAAAUGAAUUCCCCUUUACAGGAGUAUUAUGUGGACUACAAGCCGACAAACUCUGAGACCAUGGAUAUAUCGGUUAAUGGAUCUGGGCCCUGCACAUAUACCAUCUCUGGCUCCAGGGAAUGUGAGAUGCCACACCACGUGAAGCCCUUGCCCUAUUACAGCUAUGACCAGUCCGUGAUCGGGUACUGCCAGGCUCACCAGCCACUGCACGUCAACAAGGGCUAUGACACUAUGUCUCCAGAGCAGGACGAACCCAGCCUGGAGCUCGGGAGGGACCACAGCUUCAUCGCUACCAUCGCCAGGUCGGCCGCACCGGCCAUUUACCUGGAGAGAAUAACAAACUAAUGAGGAAGCCGACUCCUCAUGGGGGAACUCGCCGGGGGGAGGGGGAGGGCUUUCAUCCUAAAGGAGAAUGGGUGUCCAACAAUUGCGUAACCUUGCAAACUCAUCGAUCCUGUUAAAGAAUUUAUGGCUUAGAGAAAAGAAAAACCAAAACUGCAUAAAGAGGGCAGCGGAUGCUCCUGCAGCAAAACCGGGAGAGCUACCGGACUUUCUUUGCUUUAAACUAUAGAACAAACAAAGGAAAAUGCUCCCGAAUGUAAAUAGUCAAGAGUGUUACGUUCUUAUAAAAAUAGAUUUCACCCUAGCUAUCUAUAGGUUUGUUUGUAUAUUUGAUUUUUCUACACUGCAUGGUUCCUGGGCUGGCGAACCACA